UUUUUUUUCAAUCCGACUCCAAGCUUCCGGACGCGGACAAGCAGAGCUGCCGCCGAAUUUAAAGAGACAGGCGAUAGUUAUUUAAAACACGAUAAACGGCAACCAUUGUCCCCCCUCUCUCUUCCGAUGCGUCUCGACUCGCACAUUUCGACGAUGUUCCCCCAAAGUCUCGUCGAGUGAAGCCGCCCCGUCUCGUCUCGCCCUCCCGGCUGCCCCACUUCACUUCCCCGCCGUUCCGUUAGCGACGAGCCAGGCUAAAGUGAGGGCUCGCUGGGCUCCCGACUGGCAGGCUGGCUCCCCCGACCGAGAGGACGCUUUGUCGGCUAGCCGAGCACCGGAGCUACACCGCAGCCUAAACUCUCUCUCACACGCCGCUCUCGAUGGCGAAGAUCCAGGCGCACAGCGCGGCCAAGCAAAUCAACCAAAUCCCGGACAAGCCUUACGUUAUAACCCAGAAGCAAGUGCAGCAGCAGCACUUCCAGAAGCUGAAGGUGGAAGAUGCCUUGUCAUACCUGGACCAGGUCAAGAUCCGCUUCGCCAACGACCCCGGCAUAUACAACAAGUUCCUCGACAUCAUGAAGGAGUUCAAGUCACAGAGCAUUGACACUCCGGGAGUAAUAAACAGAGUGUCACAACUUUUCCACGGGCACCCCGACCUCGUCUUGGGCUUCAAUGCCUUCCUACCACCCGGCUAUCGGAUAGAAGUCCCAAAGAAUGGAAUAGCCUUCCUCCAGUCGCCAUUUUCCACACAGGUGUCACCCGGCCAACAGGGAAAGAGCGUCACCCCCUCGUCCGCGGUGACAUCGACCUCGGGUAGUGCGUCCGCCACCAACUCCGAAGCUGGACCCGCCCAAACAAGUGACGUCAAGGCGGCCUCCUCGGAGUCCUUAUCGUCCUCAACCUCUUCUUCCGUCGGACCGCCGGAAAAUCCCAGCAGACUGUCCCUUCCCUUGGCAAGCAGAGAGAGUCAGAAUCCGGCCGCCACCUCAUCCGUGUCCCCGCCCGCCUCAGAGACCAGCCCGGUGGAGUUUGACAGUGCCAUCAGCUACGUGAACAAGAUCAAAAACCGCUUCCUGGACCACCCGGAGAUCUACAGAGCCUUCCUGGAAAUUCUUCAUACAUAUCAGAAGGAGCAGCUGGAGGUGAAGGAGAGCCGAGGUAGUCGAGGUACCAGCGGGAUGACUGAAGAUGAGGUCUUUUCAAAAGUUGCCAGUCUUUUCAAGGGACAAGAGGACCUGCUGGCCGAGUUUGGCCAAUUCUUGCCGGACGCAAAGAGAUCGCUGUUCACCGGGAACUCGCUAACGGGGACGAAAGACCAGCUGAAAAGACCAGACGACGAUGACGUGAUUAGCAAGCAGAACAAAAAGAGGCCCAGACCCAUACUACUGCCCCACAUGUCCCCACUACUCAAGAAAAAGAUGAAGUAUUCCUGUACCAAAGAUCAGUCCAUCGCGUCAGUCGGCAAACACGGAGUCUUACGAGAAUUCUCCUUCUUUGACAAGGUUCGCCGCCUGUUUAAAAGCCAGGAAGUGUACGAGAACUUCUUGCGCUGCAUUGCCUUGUUCAACCAGGAGGUGGUGUCAGGAGCUGAGCUGCUCCAGCUGGUCACGCCUUUCCUGGGAAAGUUUCCUGAAGUGUACACGCAGUUCAAGUCCUUUCUGGGAGACAAAGAGCUCUCUCAUGCCAUGGGGCUGUCGGAUCGCUACAUGGAGGGAGGCGGAGGCAGAGAGGUGGACUACGCCUCCUGCAAACGCUUGGGCUCCAGCUACAGAGCGCUCCCAAAGACCUACCAGCAGCCCAAAUGCAGUGGCCGCACCGCCUUGUGCAAGGAGGUGUUAAAUGACACAUGGGUGUCGUUCCCGUCCUGGUCGGAGGACUCCACCUUUGUCAGUUCCAAGAAGACUCCCUAUGAGGAGCAGCUGCACCGCUGCGAGGAUGAGAGAUUUGAGUUGGACGUGGUCUUGGAGACCAACCUCGCCACCAUCCGAGUGCUGGAGAGCGUCCAGAAGAAGCUGUCGCGUCUUUCGCCCGAGGACCAGGAUCGCUUCCGAUUGGACGAUUGCCUGGGCGGCACCUCCGAGGUCAUCCAGCGUCGCGCCGUCUACCGGAUCUACGGAGACAAGGCCCCCGAGAUCAUUGAGGGGCUGAAGAGGAGUCCUGCCACGGCGGUGCCUGUGGUCCUCAAGAGGUUGAAGGCCAAGGAAGAGGAGUGGAGAGAGGCCCAGCAGGGCUUCAACAAGAUCUGGAGGGAGCAGUAUGAGAAGGCCUACCUCAAGUCCCUGGACCACCAAGGAGUCAACUUCAAACAGAACGACAUGAAGGCCCUGCGCUCCAAAAGCCUCCUCAACGAGAUCGAGAGUGUCUACGAUGAGCGACAGGAGCAGAGCACGGAAGAAGGCGGUGUGGGCCAGCAGGGCCGCAACGGUUCCAGUGUGGCCACCACCAGCGAGCCGCACAUGGUCUUCACAUACGAGGACAAACAAAUCUUGGAGGACGCCGCUUCGCUCAUCAUCUACCACGUCAAACGCCAGCCCACCAUCCACAAAGACGACAAGGACCACAUCAAGCGCAUCAUCCAGCACUUUGUUCCCGACCUGUUCUUCUCACGCCGCGGCGAGCUCAGCGACACCGAAGAAUGGACGGACGAGGAGGCCGAGCCGGAGGAGGGAGGAGAACGAGCGGCGGCAGCUGUAACAUCAGCAGUAGCGACGGCGGCGACGACGACGUCGACGACGACAACAACAUCAGGAGGAAAUGCUAACACUUCUAACGCAUCAGCAGCCACCAGUAGUCAGCCCCAACCACAACCAGCCCAAGUCCAGCCCCAAAGCCAGCAGCAAAUAAACAGCGAGUCCCGACGGAGACGCGGCAGCCCAUCCCAACCAGCAGACACAGAAUCCUCCAGCACCCCAGGCAGCACGGUCCAAACUGCAACCACCCCCAGCUCCGCCCCGGCAUCCACGCCUGUAGAGAGUAGUUCGGGUGCAACCGUGGAGAAGGUGGACCUGCGUGACCCCGAAGCAGAGCACCAGAAGGAGCUGGACGGCGUCUAUAAUUUGUUCUUUGUCAACAACAACUGGUAUUUCUUCCUGCGACUGCACCAGACUCUGUGCUCGCGCCUGCUGCGGGUUUACCGGCAGGCCGAGCGACAGCUGCUGGAUCACCGAGCCGAGCAGAGCAGGGAGCGGCUGCUGGUGGCCGAAGGGAGACGGGAAAAGGCAUGUGACCUCGCCAUGGAGCUGCGCCUCAAACAGCCCAGUGAGGUGGAGCUGGAGGAGUACUAUCCUGCCUUCCUGGACAUGGUGCGCAGCCUGCUGGACGGAAAUCUGGAUUCCACUCAGUACGAGGACACCCUGCGUGAGAUGUUCACCAUCCACGCCUACAUCGGCUUCACCAUCGACAAGGUCAUCCACAACAUCAUCAGACAGCUGCAGCACCUGGUGAGCGACGAGGUGUGUCUGCAGGUGGUGGAGCUCUAUCUGGCCGAGAGGAAGAAGGGGGCCGCCGGGGGGAACCUCUCAUCGCAGUGUGUACGCGCCGCCUGGGAGACCAGCUACCAGUGGAAGGCUGAGAGAGCCAUGGCUGAAGAGAACUGCUUCAAGGUGAUGUUUCUUCAAAACAAGGGCGACGUGACGAUGACCGUGGAGCUGUUGGACACCGAGGAGGCCCAGGCUGACGACCCUUUAGAUGUUCAGUGCUUGUCCAGCUACAUGGAACAGUUUGUUGGAACCGAGUCCAGUCUGUGUUCGCAGGCAGAGGGCUACUUUUUCAAACCUGUCUUUCUUCCCAGGAACCUGCGUCGAUUCCGCCGCUGGCAGGUGCGCCAGGUGGAGGCCAUGCGCUGCAGGCGAGAAUGGCAACGGCAGCUGGGCGUGGAAAACGCCGGCAGCCUGGACUGUCGCUUCAAACUCAACACUCACAAGAUGGUGUUCGUCAUGAACUCUGAGGACUACAUGUACCGCAGGGGGGCGCUGGUCAAGGCCAGGAAGUCCCAGAACCGCGUGGCGGCGAGCCAACACGAGCGCUUCGACAAGUGGCACCGGGGCUGGCGGGCCGAGCACGUGGCGGCCUCGGCCGAGCGCGGCGUGCAGAAGUGGCUGAUGGGCGAGGAGGACGAGGACAUGAUCCCCUGCAAGACCACCUGCCUGUCCGCCGAGGUCAAAGGGCAGACGGUCAACAGAUACCAAGUUCAUUACAGCGGUAGCAAAGCGCCCGCCUCGCCUUAGGAACACACCCACACCCACACACACACCCGCCCAGGUAAAUGCAUGGACAUCCAUCCAGUAAACAGUGCAGUACUUGUAUACGUUGUGUAUACUUCCUGUAUACUUCUUGUAUACUUCCUGUAUACUUCCUGUAUACGUGGGCCCGCAUCUUCACUCUCUCUGCAGUGAGUCUGUGAUCAUGUCGGACAGAACGGACCACCAGGACAGACAAAGUAAUAAACUUUUGUGGCCCCGCCUCCUCCUCCUGGCGCUCAAAGUCAAGAUUGAUCACCAUUGAUCAGGUGACAUCAUGGAAAUGCUUUCAGAAAUGUGAAUGUCUGUUUUUUUUUUUGUUUGUUUUU
Nerophis lumbriciformis (worm pipefish) is the source of this 4567-nucleotide messenger RNA. It is a transcript of the gene sin3b, whose product is annotated as SIN3 transcription regulator family member B. Gene Ontology annotation, molecular function: transcription corepressor activity. Gene Ontology annotation, cellular component: Sin3-type complex; chromatin. The record is from RefSeq and is a predicted model, not a curated record. Lineage: Eukaryota; Metazoa; Chordata; Actinopteri; Syngnathiformes; Syngnathidae. Gene Ontology annotation, biological process: negative regulation of transcription by RNA polymerase II.